AUGGGACAUCUAGCCACCCUCGCCACGUGCAAUUUAAACCAAUGGGCUUUAGAUUUCGACGGUAAUCAAAAACGCAUUAUUGAGAGUAUUCGACGGGCAAAGAGCGCAGGAGCUUCGUUGCGCGUGGGACCCGAAUUAGAGAUUACGGGGUAUGGGUGUCAGGAUCAUUUUCUAGAAUCCGACACCGAGUUGCAUUCUUGGGAGUCGUUGGCCGAGAUCAUUGCGCAUGAUGAUUGUCGGGAUAUUUUGCUCGAUAUUGGUAUGCCCGUUAGGCAUAAGAAUGUUAAUUAUAAUUGUAGGGUUAUUUGUUAUAAUGCUAAGAUUCUACUCAUUCGCCCUAAGCUCUCUUUGGCUUCGGAUGGAAAUUAUCGUGAGCAAAGAUGGUUCACACCAUGGAAAGGGCAGAGGAUAGUAGAGCAGUAUUAUUUACCAAGAUUGAUCACCAAAGUAACAGGACAACAUAAAGUUCCUAUUGGAGAUGCUGUUAUCAGUACUUACGACUCAUGUUUUGGUGCUGAGACUUGCGAGGAAUUAUUCACGCCAAGAGCACCUCAUAUAAAUAUGUCAUUGGAUGGUGUUGAAAUUUUUACCAACAGCAGUGGAAGUCAUCAUGAGCUUCGAAAGCUGAACAUUCGCCUCGAACUCAUCAAGGAAGCUACUUUGAAAGCUGGAGGUAUAUAUCUAUAUGCUAACCAGCAGGGUUGCGAUGGAGAUCGUCUUUACUACGAUGGAUCAGCCAUGAUUGUCGUCAAUGGCAGAGUUGUCGCUCAAGCAAGCCAAUUUUCUUUAAACGAUGUGGAAGUGGUGACUGCUACUGUUGAUUUAGAAGAGGUUAGGGCUUAUAGAACCUUCAGAUCCCGUGCCAUGCAAGCAAGGGAAACAGCUCCAUAUGAAAGAAUUGAAGCCGGUAUGAGUCUUUCGAGUGAUGCUGAGGAUGUAAAUCCUUUGGUGCAACCAACCAAGGAAAUCUCAAUCAAAUAUCACGUUCCUGAGGAAGAAAUUGCACUUGGCCCAGCUUGUUUCUUAUGGGAUUACCUUCGUCGAUCUCGACAAGCUGGAUAUUUUGUACCACUUUCCGGUGGGAUUGAUAGUUGUGCGACUUCGGUUAUAGUUCAUUCCAUGUGUCGAAUUGUCUUUGCAGCAGUCGAGAAGGGUGACAACCCACAGGUUAUUGAGGAUUUACUUAGAAUUGUUGGAGAAGAGGAAGAUAGCACAUGGCGUCCAUCCAAUUCACAGGAUAUCGCUAAUCGAAUCUUCCAUACUGCUUAUAUGGGAUCCACAAAUUCCUCAUCAGAAACACGAAGUCGCGCCAAAGAUUUAGGUGAAAAGAUUGGUAGUUAUCACUUGAAUUUCAAUAUCGAUAAUGUUGUUUCAGCAGUCACCACAUUGUUCACAACAGUCACCAAUUACACUCCAAAGUAUAAGAUGUACGGAGGAACACCAGCAUCAAAUUUGGCAUUACAAAACAUCCAAGCCAGACUCCGUAUGGUUUUGGCUUAUCUUUUCGCUCAACUCCUUCCGACCGUCCGCGGCAGAACGAAACCUGGAUCUCUGUUAGUCUUAGGCUCUGCAAAUGUUGACGAAUCACUCAGAGGUUAUUUUACAAAAUAUGAUUGCAGUAGUGCAGAUAUCAAUCCCAUUGGCGCCAUCUCCAAGACUGAUUUGAAGAGAUUCAUUCUUUGGGCCAGUACAGAAUUUGAAAUGCCACUUCUUCAAGAUUUUAUUGAUGCUCCACCGACUGCGGAACUCGAACCUAUCACGGAAGAUUAUGUACAAAGUGAUGAAGCUGAUAUGGGUAUGAGCUAUAAUGAGCUAUCAAUAUACGGACGUCUUCGAAAGGUGGAUAAAUUAGGACCAUAUGGAAUGUGGACUAAACUUCUUCAUGAAUGGGGUCAUGUUCUUUCACCACGCGAGAUAUAUGAGAAGACUAGAUGGUUCUUUUGGUGUUAUUCUAUUAAUCGUCAUAAGAUGACUACACUUACACCGAGUUAUCAUGCAGAACAAUAUUCUCCGGACGAUAAUCGAUAUGAUUUAAGACCAUUCCUCUAUCCCGGCUUCUCAUUUGCAUAUAGGAAGAUUGAGAAGGCAUUAAAUGCCAUGGGGAUAGCUGCAGACAAGAAACCAGAGGUAGACGGAGAGAAAAAGACAGAGUAG
Messenger RNA from Sclerotinia sclerotiorum 1980 UF-70, 2154 nucleotides. RefSeq lists its product as hypothetical. Bases 1 to 2154 code for a protein of 717 amino acids. Gene Ontology annotation, cellular component: cytoplasm. NCBI's taxonomy places the organism in Eukaryota, Fungi, Ascomycota, Leotiomycetes, Helotiales, Sclerotiniaceae. Gene Ontology annotation, molecular function: glutaminase activity; NAD+ synthase (glutamine-hydrolyzing) activity; ATP binding. Gene Ontology annotation, biological process: NAD+ biosynthetic process. The transcript has 4 exons. The record is from RefSeq and is a predicted model, not a curated record.